AUGUCUCGUUUUCUCUUUUAUCCCCAUGCACGUGGCGUUAUACAGCGACUGCCAGAGCAUUACAAAAAGAGGUAUUUAGAGAAGUAUGCUCAGAAUGCAAAAAUAUCAUACUUUGAAGACAGCAACAAUAACUAUCCAAAAGAAUACUUUGAAAGUCCUCCUAAAGUCAUUUAUCCAGAGGAAUCGCAACGAGCACUUUGGGGUGGCGAGGGAAUCGUAACAGGCUUCGAUGAGCUGAAAAGGACCCGCACUAAAGUUCCAAAAACAUGGGCUCCCGAGCUGCGACAGCAUGUAUUCUACAGUGAAAUACUUGACCGCUGGUUAAUGAUUAUAGUGUCCCUAACUGCGCUAAAACAAAUUGAAAAAUUAAAGGGCCUCGAUGGUUAUCUCUUAACGACUCCAGAAAACGAGAUCAAUAGUCGACUUGGGAUGCAUAUUAAGCGAGAGCUUCUAAUGACACUGGCUAAUUCAGACUUCCAAGAAAGGAAGCCCAAUAUUACGUCCAAAUAUGCUAAAUUUAUUGUUCCCCUUGAAGAGGCAGAAUGGAUCGGAUUGACGCUAGACGAAGCAAUUAAGAAGCAAAUGAAAAUAGAGCAUACAGCUGAGAGAGCAGCAGUAUCGGUGCCCAAAAAGGUCGCCUUCGCAAAAGAUCUGCUCAAUCACCUUGAUUCAAAAACUAAACAUCCCCAAUCGGGUCGUCGAUGUGACGACGAGUUAGGAAAUCCAGAUGAGGCAUCGAAGCCAACUCCACCGAAGACAAGGCAGAGAAUUGUUCUGCCGGACUUGGUCUCUGACAAAGUUCAAUUGUCAACAUCGAUGGAAGAGGCCUUACCAAAAAAAGUGGACACAUACUAA
This is a messenger RNA of Mesocestoides corti, 855 nucleotides long. The record is from the annotation of a GenBank genome assembly. NCBI's taxonomy places the organism in Eukaryota, Metazoa, Platyhelminthes, Cestoda, Cyclophyllidea, Mesocestoididae.